AUGCUCAUGCAACCCACCGCGCCGAAACCCAAUUUGUUCAUUCAGUGUGCUACCCUUGAGCCCCUUCGUGUCAAGUAUGGUAGUGAAGCGACUGGCAUAGUUUGUGCCUGCAUUUCAUGGACAUGGGCAAGAAUAAAGGGAUGGCAUCUGGUGCCAUGGGGAAGGGUUUGGAAUUGGCUGUUGGAUGGCUGUUGUGCCUUUGACUGGAGUGCCCAUGAGUGGUGGUUGACGUUAGUGCCCGUGAGUGAUCGAUCGCCCUGGACUGGUGACGGUCUGGUGGACGGGAUGGGCAUCCGGCGAUUCCUUGUGUGCUUUUAA
Molecule: messenger RNA, 318 nt
Organism: Ostreobium quekettii
Lineage: Eukaryota; Viridiplantae; Chlorophyta; Ulvophyceae; Bryopsidales; Ostreobiaceae
Source: the annotation of a GenBank genome assembly